CUCGAUUACUUUCAAAUUCAAAUGAUCAUAUCAUUCAAUUUGACGACUUCGUCUAAUCAAAUCUUAUGGAUUAUCGCUCUGGAAAAAUAAUUGAGCAUAGAGAUAUUAGUAAAAACAAUAUGCAAAAUAAAUCCUGUAGUGUCACUUUGAAUGGUUCGAUCUGUUGGGGUGUAGCCAAAGCUUUUAAAUUGGAACUCCUUGAUUGAGUUAGACGCCGCUAUUUAUAUCGCUAAGAAAUUUAGUGCCAGCCGAAACACUUUCAGAAGGAUUUCUCUCUUUUCGGGCAAUCAUCAAUGAGGUGUCCGAGAGUUCAACAAACAGGUUCUUACGAAAUACGAAGGAUGCAUCCUCUACGAUGACAAAAUCUACGUGAAGAUGGAUUAUGAGAUGCUUCCCAGACAAAAGUUCUAUAAAGCUGUAGACGACAAAACCCCAAGAAAGCUUUUUAUUUGACAAGGUACUUACAACUGCGAACAAAGAACUAAAGUUUACAUGAGAGACCCGACUAUGGAUUCCCAAAUGUACAAGACGGAGGAGUGCCUGAAAAAGCAACCCCAUGGAGGAAGCAACAGACAGCGAAAGUUAUCUUCUAAAGGAGUCAGAAAAACUAUCUUCAAAAGUUAAGACAGUGGAACAUUUUGAGUUGAAUGACAGCAGAAAGGCAAGUGAAUCAAUUAUUGCAAAUAAUGGAGUAGAGCAUCAGGAACCACCGGCAAUCGAAGAACUCACCGAAAAUGCUAUUGAAGAGAAAUUGCUCAACAAUGUGGAAAUAGAAUCAGAUUCCGAAUCUAACCUGGAUGAGGCAGCUCUUCUGGAAGAAGCAAAACCUGAUCCUGUUGAUCCGAUGAUAACCGACAAUACGGAAAAACUUAGUGAUAAUGUAACUCCUGAGUCAAUGUUUGCCGAUCAUGUUUCCGAUACACACCAGUGUACCAGUGCGCUUGAAACGCAAGUCGAAUAUUCUGAAGUUCCUCAACGAACCGAUUAUGAACAGGAGUAUUUGAAAACUAUGACGAUUUGUGAGAUUGGUCGUUGUUCUUGGGACAAAGCGACAAAGCAAAAUUACGUACGUGGAUGUCUCUGGUCUCCAGAUGGAACAUGCGUCCUAGCAGCGGUUAACAACGAUGGGAUGCAUGUGUUUGAACUUCCCUCGGAUAUGUACUCGUCACAACAAAUAUCUACAGAGCGCCCGGUUCAGCUGCUCGACGCUCCGGUACACGUGCGAGAAUCAACCUUGGUAUACGACUACAAAUGGUAUCCUGGGAUGAACAGUUCCAUGCCAGAGACCAGUGUGUGGAUUGCCUCUAGACAGCAUGAACCGAUUCAGAUGUGGGAUGCAUACACGGGAAAGAUCCGAUGUUCUUACAAAGGGUAUAAUUCGGUAGAUGAAGUAGAAGCAGCCCUUAGUCUUGCUUGGUCUUUGGACGGAGGGAGUAUAUAUGGUGGCUAUAAGAAAAGUAUCAAAGUGUUCGACGUGAAAACACCAGGAAGAGAAAUAUCCUCUUUUUCUACCAAAGUCACUGCUUCUUGUAUGACGGUAUGCUCACCAUUACCAAAUUUGUUAAUUUUCGGUUCAUGGAGUCGUUCAAUUACGGCUCUUGUGACCAACACUAAUCAAACCAUUCCUGUUGGAAACAACUCACAAGAGUGCAGUCACAAUGCUGGAGUUACGUUGCUCACGUUUAUUCCCCGGACGAAUCUGUUCGUAUCCGGUGGCCGAAAGGAUCGCAAACUGAUGAUGUGGGACAUUCGGAAAUUAACACAGCCGUACCAUGUACUCGAUCGGAUUUGCGAUACCAACCAGCGCAUCUAUUUCGACAGUUCGCCGUUUGGAGAAUGGCUCAUUACUGGUAACACAGACGGAACUGUGCGCGCCUGGAAUUUGCUGCAAAUCGAGACGGCCAGUAGGUCAUACCGUCAGUAUAAUUUUCCACUACAUCGGGAUUGUUGCAACGGCGUCUCGUUUCACCCAUCCAAACCAAUAGUGGCCACGGCGAGUGGACAAUUUCACUUCGCUUCCCCUGAACGCGCCGAGGAAGCUCUUGGCUUGGAUGACUCAGCUGCAGACAACAUGGUCGGGCUCCAAAAAUCUAAAGAUCAGGAAAAUUCACUUACACUAUGGUGGAUUGGCGCUUUGGAUUCUUCGGAACAAUAA
Malaya genurostris is the source of this 2155-nucleotide messenger RNA. It is a transcript of the gene WDR79, whose product is annotated as telomerase Cajal body protein 1 homolog. Bases 557 to 2155 code for a protein of 532 amino acids. The record is from RefSeq and is a predicted model, not a curated record. The transcript is spliced from 4 exons. Gene Ontology annotation, cellular component: Cajal body. NCBI's taxonomy places the organism in Eukaryota, Metazoa, Arthropoda, Insecta, Diptera, Culicidae. Gene Ontology annotation, biological process: Cajal body organization. Gene Ontology annotation, molecular function: RNA binding; protein binding.